AUGGCUCUCCUGCACAGAUCCUGGCAAGCUAGAGGCGCUGUCCGCCGUUGCUGUGGCCUGCCUGUCUCCCACCACCGCUCCUUUUCAGGACGAGAGAAGCUCCUCCGGGUAUCUGAGGAAGUCCAAGACGCUCUCGCUACGGGCAAACCCGUCGUUGCGUUGGAGACAACUAUCUACACCCACGGGUUUCCGUAUCCCGAGAAUGUCGCGUUAUCCUCUCACCUCGAGUCCUUGGUCCGGGUCAACGGCGGUGUACCUGCUACGAUCGGCAUCCUCAACGGCGUUGCGCGAGUCGGCAUGCAAGCAGAAGAAUUGAUUGAGCUUGUGUCUAGUGCUGGUAGCGAGAAUACUUGGAAGAUCUCUAGACGAGACCUGGGCUUCAUCGGUGGUCUCGGCCUUCGAGGCCAGAAACUCAACGGCGGAACUACAAUCGCGGGAACCAUGGUGCUCGCACAUCUUGCAGGAAUCAAGAUCUUCGCUACUGGUGGCCUCGGAGGAGUUCAUCGAGGUGGUGAAAACUCCAUGGACAUCUCAGCAGACUUGACAGAGUUGGGCCGAACUCCCGUCGCUGUGAUCAGUUCUGGGAGUAAAUCGUUCCUUGACAUACCACGCACUCUGGAAUACCUCGAGACACAAGGAGUGGGCGUCGGGACAUUCGCAGAUGGCAGAACUGGCAAAGUCGACUUCCCGGCAUUCUUUUGUCGAGAUAGUGGUGUCAGAAGCCCCCAGACUAUCCUUGAUGAAGCCGAUGCAGCUGCCAUUAUCUAUGCGCAGUUUCAACUCCCAGUCCAUUCUGGUUUGCUGUUUGCCAAUCCUGUUCCCGAACACUCCGCCAUGGAGAAGGAGCAAAUCGAUUCCAUAAUUUCUCAAGCUGUUACUGAAGCUGAAGAGAAGGGUAUUGGAGGGAAUGCUAAUACACCAUACAUAUUGAAGCGCAUCAGGGAACUGAGUCAAGGAGCCAGUGUCAAGGCAAACGAAGCUCUCAUCGACGCGAAUGUAGUUCGAGGAACCAAGAUUGCUGUCGAACUAGCUAAGCUUGAACGACGGGAUGGUGCUGCACCUCAGCGGGAUAACGCGAUUUCCACACAUUCUGCCGCUGCCUCAAGAAAAUCUACCGCAAAGCACGACUCUGCAAACAUUGACAGUAAGACCAGCCAUCAAAACGAGUCGAUUGAUGUCCUGGUAGCUGGAUCCCUCGCCAGCGACACGAUCUGUGACCAUCAACCGUUUCAAGGCAUUCAUUCCUCAACUUCACCUACUUUGCAUACCUCGAAUCCUUCCCACAUAUCUCAGUCGGCAGGUGGUGUCGGUCGCAACGUAGCUAUGUCAGCACACUUUGCAGGCGCCAAAGUCGCGUUAGCAAGCGUCGUCGCCGAUGAUUUGGCGGGAUCAUCGCUCCUCGCCCAUAUCAAGGAGAGUGGGUUGACAACCACAAACAUCCGAACACUUUCUACUGCAGACGGUGCCCGAACAGCGCAAUACGUGGCAGUAAAUGACACCAGCAAAGAUUUGGUACUCGCCAUGGCAGAUAUGGAUAUAUUAGCACGACCAGAGAUGGAGUCGCUAGACUACUGGACGACCAUUUUGAACCGCAAUAAGCCCAAGUGGGUGGUCACAGAUGCAAAUUGGUCUCCAGAGAUUUUGUCAUCAAUAUUCCAAGCUGCCAAAGCUCAGAAGGCUAUGAUAGCUUUUGAACCCGUCUCCACGGCGAAGGCUGCCCGUCUCUUUAGCAAAGCCAACAACAUCAUGGUGCAGGCUGGCGUCGUACCGAAUCAUGUCAUCAGUCUAGCAUCGCCGAACAGUAUGGAACUCAAAGCGAUCUAUGAUGCCGCCACGGAUGCAAUGAUGUUUGAGUCGGAGCAGUGGUGGAAGGUGAUUGAUGGGUUUGGUCUCUCUGGCACAGCAUCACGAGACCGACUUGUCUCUGUUGCUGGAGCUGAACUAGUCAACGAUGGGAUCCCACAGCAAUGUAUACAACUUCUACCCUUCAUCCCGAAUUUGGUUACCAAGUUAGGACGUCAUGGCUGCCUCUUGGUCAGCCUGCUAAGGCGUACAGAUGAGCGCCUGACGCGCCCGGAGUAUGCGCCCUACAUCCUGUCCAGAAACAUGUCCGAAGACUCUGAAAUUGGCGGUGUGUUCAUGCGAUUGAUCCCACCCGCUGAAAAAGUGAGACAAGAGGAGAUUGUGUCGGUCAAUGGUAUCGGUGACACCAUGCUGGGAGUCAUUGUCGCGGGGCUGGGGAAAGGCUACACACUUGAAGAAGUGAUUCCCGUUGCUCAGGAAGCGGCAGUCUUGACGCUGAAAUCGGCAGAAGCCGUGUCACCUGAAGUCACAAGCAUACAAGCGAGGCUCAAAUAA
Molecule: messenger RNA, 2358 nt
Organism: Exophiala spinifera
Lineage: Eukaryota; Fungi; Ascomycota; Eurotiomycetes; Chaetothyriales; Herpotrichiellaceae
Exons: 3
Coding region: 1-2358 (785 amino acids)
Molecular function (GO): pseudouridylate synthase activity
Source: RefSeq, a predicted model, not a curated record